Molecule: messenger RNA, 2064 nt
Organism: Fusarium oxysporum Fo47
Lineage: Eukaryota; Fungi; Ascomycota; Sordariomycetes; Hypocreales; Nectriaceae
Product: RNA exonuclease
Exons: 3
Coding region: 1-2064 (687 amino acids)
Cellular component (GO): nucleus
Molecular function (GO): exonuclease activity; nucleic acid binding
Source: RefSeq, a predicted model, not a curated record
AUGGGUAAGAAGGCAAAGAGAAAAGCUGCCAAACUCGUCAACAAAGCCCUUACAGCCCUAGGAUCUGACCCAAUCCCCGAUCCCAUCGACAAGGCCUCUUCAAGCGACAAUCAAGAUGAGGCCCAAACGCCCGACAAGUUCGACCAAGGUGUUCCUGUCACGACGGCCAUUGCGACUCUCGAGAAGGAUGCUUCAACACAAAGCGACGGCAGCCUGAAGCGUUCAAAUCCCCAUGACGCAGACGACGGCGGAGAGUGGCAGGUCGUUUCACGGGCUUCAAAGAAGCUUAAGAAGGUCCCUAAACCUGGCAAGAAUUAUCCCACCAUUGCAUUCUCGCCUAAUGCGCGACUGCAAUCCAAGAUCAAUAUUUCCCAAAUGCGAGACCUGGUUACAUAUAUCUUUGCCGACGGAGCUGGUCCUCAAUGGAUCGGCAUUACCCAUCGCCCAGCGUUCCGAAAGAUUGUGGCUAUAAUGAUACCCGGUAUUGAGGAGGCUAUGUUCAAGCACGACGUUGACUUCGAUACAUACAACAAUGCUGAUAAGGAGGAAAACGCUGUUGCGGCGUCGCCGGACGACUAUUAUCCCCGACCACUGAAGAGAGAGCGCCUACCCGAGGCUCUGCAACCAUUCGCGGACAUGUUCACGCAUCUAUGGCCCGUCAAGACACCAGGUGAUGAUAGACACGGAAAGAUGCAUUCGCCCAUGGCCGCUUUCCUAACAACCCCCACCCCGAAGGAAAAGAAUGGGACAAAGAAGGGCAUCAAACCAGCACAUGAGCCUUCGGGAUGGAAGAACGAGAGAGCACGCAUCACUGAAUUCCUUUGUACAGUCGAUGAUCUGACUGACAACGGCUACUUGGUUCACCCAGCUAUGCUGGAAGGUGCUGCCAAAGACCAGUUCGUUCUCCCCGAAGGAUGGGUCAUCACCCAUGUGAAAAGCCUUGAAGAAGGUCAAGUUCCAGAAGACGAAAUUGAAAAGGGCAGCAUCACAGAAGGACGAAGUGUUCUGGCCCUGGAUUGUGAAAUGUGUAUGACUGGAGAGAACGAGUUCUCUCUGACGAGAAUCAGCAUAGUCGACUGGUUCGGCAACGUUGUACUCGAUGAACUUGUCAAGCCUGAUAAGCCUAUUAUCGACUACGUCACCCAAUUUUCUGGCAUCACAGAAGAGAUGCUUGCACCUGUAACAACUACAUUACAUGACAUCCAGCAGAAGCUACUUGAACUGCUGACCCCUCGCACAGUCUUGAUAGGACACUCUUUAGAGUCAGAUACCAAGGCUCUCCGCAUCUCUCACCCUUUUAUCAUCGACACAUCCAUCAUUUAUCCGCAUCCUCGCGGUCCUCCUCUCAAAUCGUCUCUAAAAUGGCUGGCGCAAAAAUAUCUGUCAAAGGAGAUUCAAAAAGGCGGCGCAAAUGGCCACGACAGCAUCGAAGACUCUAAGACCUGCCUCGAUCUUGUCAAACAAAAAUGUGAAAAGGGCAAGGCCUGGGGAACAUCUGACUCACAGGGAGAGAACUUGGGGGAACCGCAGGUGGCGCUGAGGUCGGCAAGACGAGCGCAGCUGUUGACUGGGGCGAUCCCUCCAAGGGGGCUGGAGCCGGCGCAACACAUCAGCUCGGCUGGAGACCCGGAUGGCCUCGAAAUCCGCGGCGGCGGAGUUGAUUUUGUCUGGGCGAGAAUGCGAGAGCUUGAGGCCCUUCAAGGCUGGUGGAACCGUAACCGUGUCGACAACACAAACAGCGACGGUGGUCCUCCACGAGACUCUGAGGCCAUCCCAUCCGACAAGUCAGAGCUCGAGCAGGCCCUCGUACGCCUUACAGAGCGUCUCACACGCAUCUAUGAUGCCUUGCCGCCCUGCACAGCCUUCAUGUUGUACAGCGGUUCGGGCGACCCGCGCGAGAUGUCGCGUCUGCAGAAGGUGCAGGCCCAGUGGCGCAAGGAGUACAACACACCCGGUAAGAACUGGAACGACCUGAGUGUCAAGUGGACUGAUGUCGAGGACCAGGCGCUCAAGGAAGCGGCGCGCAAGGCUCGGUCAGGCAUUGGGUUUAUCUCGGUGAAGUGA